Loa loa (African eye worm) is the source of this 810-nucleotide messenger RNA. RefSeq lists its product as hypothetical. Bases 55 to 810 code for a protein of 251 amino acids. Lineage: Eukaryota; Metazoa; Nematoda; Chromadorea; Rhabditida; Onchocercidae. The transcript is spliced from 7 exons. Gene Ontology annotation, molecular function: RNA endonuclease activity. The record is from RefSeq and is a predicted model, not a curated record.
CAACUAUUUGUUCAUUAUUGGAAUAGAAUUUACUGAACGAAUAAACAAAAGACAAUGGUCAUUGCCACAUGGUAUGUGUCAUUCCUAUAUUUGAUUGCAAUUUUAUCUGUUAUCCUUCAUGGAACAGAAAAAGUGCGAAGUAUCAACGUGACAGGUAUACCAGCUGGUGCUAGGUAUCCAAAAUUGCAAGAAUUUCUGGUGCUGGACAGUGAAAUUGUAAAUAUGGUGAAUGAACUUCGACAAUACGAUAUCAAUCAACUUGACGAUGACCAAAUAAUUCUGGAUUAUCAGGAACAUACGACAACUCGUGAUUCCAGUGAUAAAGCCAAGAGAAGGCUAUUCAAAUGGGUAGAUCCCAAUGCAUUAAACAAGAAUACAUUCAGGAAAUGGAUUGCUCUGAGUAAUGAAUAUCAACCAGAAAAGAAAAAGGCCAUUGAUGAUUAUCUUGAUGCGAUCCUUAACACUACAAUAUGGAAAAGCCUUCAUCAGUUUCUACUGAAAAAAGAUUAUCCAUAUUCAAGCGACUUGCGAACAUUCCGUGCUUGGAUUAAACAAUUAUGGUUUGGGGAAUAUUCACGGAAACAAGGUCUCAUUGAUUCAUCCGGAUUCGAGCAUGUCUUCAUGGGAGAGCACAAAAAUGGGGAAGUGAUUGGAAUGCAUUCAUGGCUGCGAUUUUAUUUACUAGAGCGGAAUGCUUCACAACAAUUUGAUUAUCAUGGAUACACCCUUAGACGAUUUGUUAGUUGCGUCACUUAUUUGGAUAAUAUGGGUAAAGGCGGUGCUGAUAAUGAAGAACAGCUUGUUACUUGA